Molecule: messenger RNA, 3941 nt
Organism: Chlamydomonas reinhardtii
Lineage: Eukaryota; Viridiplantae; Chlorophyta; Chlorophyceae; Chlamydomonadales; Chlamydomonadaceae
Exons: 7
Coding region: 100-3915 (1271 amino acids)
Biological process (GO): mitotic chromosome condensation
Cellular component (GO): chromatin; condensed chromosome; condensin complex
Molecular function (GO): chromatin binding
Source: RefSeq, a predicted model, not a curated record
CUUCCUCCUGAUGGCCUACCUGCUGCCCCACAACCAGUCAACAUCUGUAACUAGCAUGACCACCCAUUCACAGUUUUUCGGUUAGCAGCGGGCAGCAAAAUGGACAGCGGCCUCGCAGGCCUUGCCGCGGGUGUGGCGCUGCUGCGUCGCGAGCUGGACGGCAUCGAUGAGGCAAUCCGCGAGGAGCAGCUGGCAGUGUCGGCGCUGCAGCGGCAGCUCAACUCCGCGGGCGAGCAGCUGGCGGCAGAACGCGAGCGCGCCUGGCUGCUGGAGGCGGAGGCGGCCGAGGCGGGCGCGGCGGAGCAGGACCUGCGGCUGCUGGCGGCCACCCUGCAUCAGCAGGCAGCGCAGCUGGGGGCGCAGGAGCAGGAGCUCAAGGACCGGUUAGCCGGUGGGCGGGCGGCGCUGGAGGCGCAGGUUGCAGAGCUGGAGCAGGCAGCGGAUGCGUUCGAGGCGCAGCACGGGCCGGCGGCGUGGUAUGAGGUGGCCCGCACGACGGCACAGCGGCAGUCGGCCCUUGAGGUGGAGCUGCCGUCGCGGCAGGCGGAGCUCAAGGCAUACAGGCUCGACUGGAAGGCCACGGGGGAGGCCCUUGAAGAGGAGCGAGCGUCAACAGCAGCCCUGCAAGAGGAGAUAAACGGUCUGCAAUCAGGCCUCGCCGCCGCAUCACGUGCCGUCGAGCAGUGGUCGGCCAAGCUGGCGGCGCACGAGGACCCCAGCCACCAUGUGAGCACACUGCUGCAGCGGCAGCGCGAGGAGCUGGCUCGCAUACGGGAGCAGGCGGAGCAGGCAGACGGGGUCGCAGAGGCGGCGGCAAAGGAUGCAACCGUCGUGGAGUCUGAGCGCAGUGCACUGCAGCUGGCCUCCCGCACAUUGGAGGAGCAGAUGAAGCAGCUCCAGGCGCGCAUUGGCGAGCUGGUACCUGAGGACGACGAGGAGGACACCCAGCAGCUGCAGCAGCAGGCGGCGCCGCAGCGCACGGCGUGGCAGCACGCAUCAGCGGGCCCUGGCGGCGGCGCUGGACGGCCCCAGGGCGGGUACGUGCAGCAGCCCCACGGCUUCCACCAGCAGCCUGCCCCACACGAAGAGCAGCAUCAGCGCGGCCACUGGCAGCCACCGCCCCAGUACCCUCAUCAGGCAUACCAACCACCACAGCAGCACACGCAUGCCGGACCAGGAUUCGGUGCUGGGUGGCAGCAGCACCAGCACCACCAGCACGCACCACCAGGGCGCACGCCGCCGUACCCAAACGCGCAACAGCAGCCACUGGCCGCACCACCACCUGGCAGCAGUAGUAUGCCGCCCAUGCGCCCACAGCCCCAGCACCAGGGUCAUGACCCACAGCAGCACCCGCAGCAGCCCCUCCCCUAUCCGCCGCCGCAGCCCGAUGGCGCAGCUCAGCGUUAUUUCCACCACGCAACAGGGUCCGGCGCUGCCGGCGGGGCUGCUGCGGCGGCGCCUCGUCAUGUGGCUGUGCCGUACACGGUCACGGAGCCGGACUCGGAAGAGGGCGACGCCGCCGCUGCUGGCAGCGGUGUGGACGGCGGCAGUCAGCAGCAGCAGUACGGUGCAGAUGACUGGAAUGCUGGCAACAGCCUGCAGCCCGGAUCCGGCUCACAGCAGCCAUGGCAAGGGCAGCCAGCGGCCGCACAUGCCGUGCCAGCAGGAGACGGCGGCUACCCGUUUGACGUGUCGUCGCAGCAGGGCCCUGCUGGUGACACCGCCGCCAUGGACGACGUGUGUGCGCUGGACAUCAUGGAAGAGGAAUUUGCUGACGUGGCCACGACCAGUGCAGCAGGGCUACGUGGCAUGCGCUCCAUGCAGCAUCAGCCUCCCGGCGCUGGCAGCAGCUGGGCCAGCAGGCAGCGCCAACAACAACCCCGCACCGGUACUGGGUCCGGCACGGGCCGAGGAGGAAGCGGGCAGGGCAGUGGGCUGCAGCGGCAAGGCAGCGAUGAUGGAGGUGAUGACGGUGGUCGCUUCACUGGCGGCCUGGGAAGUGGGCGUCUCAUUGGCGACGGAAGGCCUGCAGGCGGCGGCGGCGGCAUUGGCGGGUUUGGGGCGUACGGCGGUCUGCCCCCACGACACCCCUCUCCCGCCGUCUCGGGCAGCGGCUCGGGCAUGUCAGCUGGCAGUGGCGCGGGCAUGGACGCGGGGCCGUGGGCGCAUCACGAGCCACAGGUCCAGCAGGUGGCGCGGGCGGCGGGCGGGUUUGCAGGGCAGCCGGCGGCGGAGGCAGCAGCGGCACGGCCCCUUGUGUACCAGGAGACGGUAAUCACACGCACGCUGCAGGCCUCGCCCAACACAGUGCUGCGCAACACGGUCACCAUCAAGGAGCUCCACCGGCCCGCUGGCCCCACCCCGCAGCAGCCCCCGCGCGGCGGCGCACAGCGGCCGGCGCCAAGCGGCGGCAGCAGCGCGGCAGGUGCCGGCAGGGGACAGGCCCCGCCUGGCGUCUGUAGCACAGUGGUGGUGCAGGAGCAGCUCACGCGCAUCAAGUUCGACCCCAACGCCGCCGGGCCGCCACCGGGCCCUGCUGGCGGCCCGGGCAUGGGCGCCAGCAUGCCUGCCGCCCCUGCACAUGCGGCUAACGGCACGGGCGGCCUACGGCUGACGGCGGGAGCCCCUGCUGUCGGCGGUGGCGGCAGUAGUGGCGCGACUGCCUUCAUGCCCAGCGCCACUGCGGCGGCUGCAGCGGCGGCCCGGGGUACGUCACCGCCCCAGCCAGCACCGCAGCAGCAGCCUUCCUUCCCGCCGCAAGCUGUGCCGCCGCCGGAUGCUCAGCCUCCCGCCCCCGCGCAUCGGCCGCACGUUCAGCAGCUGCAGCCACGACGCCAAGCGGUGCAGCAACAGCUGCAGCGGACGCAGCCACAGCAACCGCUCCAGCCACAGCAUGCCGCCAAUGUGUCCGUGCCACAGCAGCGCCCACCGAUGCCAGGAGCCCCCCAGCCGCCGCCGCAGCACCAGCCACAGCCGGACGGCCCUGCUUACGGACCAGCUGCGCGAUGGCCUCCUGCCGCCGCCGGCCCGGCUGCAGCGCCCCCACACCACGCUCAGCAGCCGCAGCCGCAGCCGCAGCCGCAGCCGCCGCACCAGCAGCAGCAGCAGGCGGCGGCAGGCCGCCCCCACCUGCCGACAGCGCCUCAGCCCGGUUCUCAGCCGCACCAGCAGUGGCAGCCGCCAAUUGGCUAUGCAUCCCAGCAGCAGCAACAGCAGUGGCCGCAUCAACAACCGCCGCCGGCUGUAUGGGCGCCCGUGCCGUCCUGGGGCGGCCAGCAGCCACAGCCACAGCCACAGCCACAGGCACAACAGGCGGCGGUUUCGCCUCAAGGCCCCACAUGGCAGCAACAGCAACAGCAACAGCAACAGCAGCACCACCAGUUACCCUACCAGCAGCCCCAGCAGCAAUGGUACGGAGCGCAACAGCCGGGGUCCGCUGCGGCUGCUCCUACCGGAGGCUGGCCCAGCAGCACUACCGCAGCGCAGCCGCCAGUACCGCAAGCCAACGUAUCAGCUGCAGCCGGCGGGAGCGUGGCCCCUGCUGCCCCUGCUGCAGCCCCAGCAGCGCGGGGCAGGAAGCGGGCUGCUACUGUUUCACAGCAGCAGGCAGCAUCAGGCGAAGCAGCUCUGCAGAGGACAGGCAGCAGCGGCUCACUCUUAGGCGGAGGCGAGGGCGCGGCUGCCGCACCCCCGCAGGUAGUAGUAGGCGGGCGUCGUGGCCGUGGGGCCGGGGCGGCUGCUCGAGGGGGAGAAAUGGCGGGUAGUGGCGCGGCAGCCGGAGGCGGUCGGGGUCGGGGAGGGCGAGGGGGCGCGCGUGGCAAGGGCGGCAAGGCGGCGGCAGCAGCGGGCGAGGGAGAGAAUGCGGCGCCGCGCGUGGAUGCGUUCGGGGGAAAGAUAGAGUGGCAGGGGCUGUAGUAUGUGGCAAGGGACACCAUUACGCC